Trichomonas vaginalis G3 is the source of this 3621-nucleotide messenger RNA. RefSeq names its product ubiquitin-dependent protein catabolic process via the N-end rule pathway. Gene Ontology annotation, biological process: ubiquitin-dependent protein catabolic process via the N-end rule pathway; protein ubiquitination. NCBI's taxonomy places the organism in Eukaryota, Parabasalia, Trichomonadida, Trichomonadidae. The record is from RefSeq and is a predicted model, not a curated record. Gene Ontology annotation, molecular function: zinc ion binding; ubiquitin protein ligase activity. The transcript has a single exon. Bases 1 to 3621 code for a protein of 1206 amino acids. Gene Ontology annotation, cellular component: ubiquitin ligase complex; cytoplasm.
AUGAGGACAUCUAUUCCCCAAGACAAAAUAAAUAUCUCUCCAACAAGCAUCAUUGAUCGAGUGGAGAAGGUAGUCUAUGGAGAUUACACUCCAAAACAAUGGGGACAGUAUGUAACUCAAUUACUUCCAAAGAAAACUUGUGGCAUCAGCUGGACAAGCAAGAAGUUUGCACUCCAUUGCGAAACAUGCCAGAAUGACAUUAAUAGCUGUGUUUGUUUGAAAUGUUUUCUGAAUGGAAAGCAUGAAGGCCACCAGGUGUCUUUCAGAUAUUCUUCAAACGCUUCUUGUGACUGUGGUGAUAAGCAGUUAUGGAAGGAAGAAGGAUUUUGUCCAGAUCAUCCUGGCUGUUCAGAACAUCUCGAAAAAACAGACAUUCCUCAGGAUUUAUACCAAAAAUACGAACUUGUUUUUCAAGCACUCAUCAAGGUUCUCCCACUUUCAUUCGAUAAUAAUGAAACUAAUGCUGCAGAAAGAAUUGUCAAUUUUAUGCUCUUACAUACUUCAUAUGGUGAUGCAAUUCGUCGUUGCUUUACAUUAGCUUUCUCUCGCUAUGCUGAUAUACCAAGAAUUUUCGAUAAUAUACAUAAUAUUGGAAAAGCAGCUCAAAAUUUCUCAACUUUACUUUCAAACGUUUCAAACGAUCCAGUAUUUAGAAGGGAUAUCGCUCCUAGGCUAAUUUUCUGUCUUCCUAUCUUUGUUAACAGAUCAAUGAUUGUAAAUCUUGAAGCAAAGGGAGGCAAGAAGUACAAAGGCGUAGAAGAAAUCGAGGAAUUCUCUAAAGGCAUUUUCCACUGGUUUUCAACUUCAAAUCUCGAUCUUUUGUUCCGAAAAGGAUUUAAUUGGCCGCAGCAAGCCAUAGCCAUCCUCAGAGCCCUCUGCAUAUUAUCAGUAAAAGCUCCGAAUAUGAAUACAGUCAAAAACACUCAAAUUGCAGAUAUUUUGGGCCAAUUUGAUUCCUGCAUUGUUCCUGAGGAAGAUCCAGACGCAAUCAAGAAUAUAGCAUUGCAAAUAGCAGAGAGAUUAGUCCAGACAGCUGGAAUUCAUCCAUUUACACGACAAAUGAAUAUAAAAGUUGAUGAUCCAAACCAAAUUCAAUCUAUCGUUCACAACUUCGAAUUUACAGUUGGCGGAUUCAUGACAUCAUUAAAUUCAAUUCCAAAAGCGUUUUCUCCAAAAGUUUUCGAUGUUUUCGCAGAAUAUAUCAAAAAUAAACAACCGGAAUACGGAAACGUACUUGAUAAAUCAACAGAGAUCUCACAAGCUACAGCUUUAUACAUUCUUCUCGAAAUCGAAUUGAGAUUAUCGAAUGAUAUACCGAAAUGGCUUGACCAUAUGGCCACCAUUGCAGGUAUUACACGUACAGAAUUGUGCAGCCGUAUCGCUUGCUUGCCAAUAAAGCAUAUUGCCGCUUCAAGAUUCGCUCAUUUCAAUAAAUAUGUCAGAAACGAUGAUGAAACGUAUAUUUCGUUAAUUUCUCUUUCAUACAAGUACAACUUACAAUACAGAUUCGCUCCUCUUUUCGCUUUAGUCCAAAUUUGUGCUGAAUAUACAGAAGAUAUCAACAGUUUCAUGAAAUAUAUGGCUAUUACGUACGGCGUAUUAUCUGAUAAUGAAGAAGAAAGGUCACUUUCCCUUUCAAUUUUCGUUCUUGACUCUUUAUUCUUAGUUACUGACAGAUCCUGCUUCAUGAAUGACUCUGGAGACCUCUUGGAUUCAACAAUUGUUGCUUUACUCAAGAGCGGAGACAAGAGUUACUCAGAUAUCCAAUCAACACUCCCUAAUAUUAAGAAUGUGGCCACGCAAAUCCCAUUACAUAUCAACAAUCUCACUAAGACAAUUACUACUGGCUCAAAGUCCCUCUUGACCCUCAAAGAUUCCCAUCCUUGGACUCUUGGAGUUCCAUGGGUCAAAACCAACUACAAUUAUUCAAUUUUGAAUGAGUUUUCUGCCAAAAAUAAAGAGAUCCCAUUUUCAUUCCCAUUACAAGAUGAUGACCGCAAAGGCCUUCUAAGGAUACUUUCAACACCUGCUGUUAAAUAUUCCGCAAUUUAUUUAACAAGUACACAAAAUACAGCUGAUGGACAACUUCUCAACGGCUACCUCAACGUGUUAUGCCAGUUAGAAGGCUAUAAUACCACUAUUGUUCCAUCAAAAGAGGCAAUUCGCCCUGAUAUCAACAAUUUCGAUCAGAAUUUGACACAAUUAAUCAUCAAUACCUACGAUUUAGGCGAAAAGACAAUGUCACUAACUGAUCUUGCCAAGGAAAAUCCUACAACAGCCGCUUUAUUGGCAAAAUUCGGAGUUCAAAUCGGAAAUACUCUUGACAAAGUAGCCCAGAUCAAGAAGAACAAAGAGCGCGCAAGGGCAGCAAGAGAAAGAGCCAUCCAAUCAUUGAACAUCAACAACAAUUUGUUCAAUGACAUGGAAGAUGUCGACGACGAAGCCGAUUUGAAGCAAGUCUGUUCCAUCUGCCAGGAAGAAGGAACCGAACCUCUCAAUCUCCCAGUGUUCGUUCAUACAUCUCUCGUUCCAUCAAUCAUAGAAAAGAGUUUACGAACAUUUAAUACAGACCAUUCGAUUAAAUACGAGAGCUACAAAGUCUGUACAGCAUGCCAGCAUAUCUGCCAUUCAGAUUGCGUCAUGAGGCAAGAAUCUGGCUGUUUCUACUGUUCUCUUUGCAGAGGAUUGCGAAAUGACAUGAUUCCUCUCUGCAAAUACACCAACUUCGACAUAGAUGAAGUCGAUUUGGAUGAACCAAUCAACGGACCACAAGAUUCAAUUCUUAAUUACACUUCAUCUGUCAUUUCACAACUGAUUUCCUCCAGUGUUGUGAACCUCGAAGCAAGACACAGAAUGAAUCCAGGAGCAUUAGAUUCACCAGCCAAUUCCAUGCUGUAUAAAUCUCUUUUCGCAAUUGCGUGGAAGAAAGCACAUAUGCCAUCAGAUGACUUGAUAACGUUCAACAACAACAAACUCUGCAAUCUCGUGAAACAGUUGUCAAUGCAGGACAAACCAGGCCUUGAAUACACGAGAAUUGUCAAAUCAAUUUGUGAAGAAAUCACUGAUAAAGAAGAAAUAUAUCCAUUCAUGAGGAGAGCAGCAAUUCUUCAGGCAUUGAUAUUCUCUUUGAAUAAGGACCAGUUCUUUGAAUGGGAUGAAUAUUUAGAGUACGAAAAUCUUUGUCAGAAAUUCUGUAUCGAACCUGUAAAAGAUGUCGAUAUUUCUGUCAUACCGUUCAAAUUAAUUAAUCUUCCUCAAUGUCCUGUUGAAUUGUACAGGCCUCCUUUCGAUGAGGACACGAUGCCUUACGAGUCUGAAGUAUAUUACUGUCUGUUGGAUAAGCAUUUGUUGAUUAGACAAAAUGAUCAACUCCAGCAGACAUUGAAUACGAGAUAUAAAGGUGCUGUUAUUCCUGUCAUUCAACUGACAAAUGAAAAAGCUUUGUCUAUUAAAUACGUGUCAAUUGAGUUGAAUAAGUUCUUCGAAGGACCAAGAGCUUAUUACUCAUUGCUCGGACAGCCUGUGAUUGGUUUGGAAUCAUCUGAUAUUUUGUCUCUUUCUCAAGACAAAGUUACUGAAAUUGAAGAUGAUUUGUUGUCUGGAAACUUUACAAGAAUUUGA